AUGGUUCUCUUGCCAGUGGGUCUCUCGAUCCUGAUCCUUGUCAACCUUCCUACUCGGCUUUCCUCUCAAGUUUACCAGAGAUUCUUUUUGGGCCACCGUCAAGUACAGGACAUCGACGUUGUCUUAUCCUACUACCGAGAGAACGUCACUACUGUCGCUCAGGGAAUCCAAGCUCUGCGUGAGCAACUAGGCUCUAGAGGCUUUUCCAGCAAGAUCAUUGUCUAUUCCAAGGAUGAAUCGCUCCCUGUAAACAACUCUUUGCAAACAUUGCUUGGUGCAGAUUCUAUCAUCAGGCUUUCCAAUCGGGGGCGAGAAGGUGGAUCAUUCCUAACUCAUAUCCUUUCGCAAUAUGAUCGAGCACAACGAUAUCCACACGAAUUUUCUUCACACAUAUUAUUUGGUCAGGCAAUCUUGGACGUUCAGGACAUUGUAAAUUCCAGGAUUUCUGUGCUUCGAAAGGAAACAUCUUUUCUAAGUCUUGGAAGAUAUGCAGAAUGCGACUGCGGAAGGGACGCCCACGGGUUGAAGAAAUACUUUCCACGUAUGCGAGAAAUUUGUGCAAUGUUUACAGGACGCUUAUGUCCAAGCGGCGGACAGCUGUGUACCUACAAGGGACAAUUCAUCGUUUCGAGCAAGUCAAUCCUGCGUAAUCCAAAGAGGCUCUAUCAAGAUCUCUUUGAUGUCUUGACGGCGCCCGAGGGUCACUGGAUCUACGACGAUGCAGGAGAUAAAGAGUGGGAAUGGUCCGGCAGUAAAAGCAGCCCGUCAAGCCCGUUUUUUGGUCAUGCCCUUGAACGUUCUUGGCCGACGAUAUUCGGAUGCGUCGACGUUCUGGUUUCUCGGAGGUGCUCACUCUCGUCGCCGGAAAGUUGCCAGUGUACACAUGACUUUUAG
Molecule: messenger RNA, 894 nt
Organism: Laccaria bicolor S238N-H82
Lineage: Eukaryota; Fungi; Basidiomycota; Agaricomycetes; Agaricales; Hydnangiaceae
Exons: 7
Coding region: 1-894 (297 amino acids)
Source: RefSeq, a predicted model, not a curated record